Molecule: messenger RNA, 682 nt
Organism: Leptinotarsa decemlineata (Colorado potato beetle)
Lineage: Eukaryota; Metazoa; Arthropoda; Insecta; Coleoptera; Chrysomelidae
Biological process (GO): autophagosome-lysosome fusion
Source: RefSeq, a predicted model, not a curated record
GAACAUGCUUCUUUCCUGAACGAUGGGAAGGAACAUGGUUUCAGUCAGGAGUUCGACAGCCUAUUCUAAUAGAAGGUCCAAGAUUGAGCAACAAAGGAAGAUGUUUGAAUUCCGAUGGGGACAAAUUUCUACUAGUUGAUGAAAAAAGAGCCUGUUACAGAUGCGUUGUUAUCCAUGAAAAGCAUAUAAAUGUUCUACAGUACAAAGAAACCUAUUGCCACAGUAGAGAAACUCUUCCAACUCUCUGCGCUCUCAUCACCGGAGACGCUCUCUUGUACUCGAUGUUCAGAGAGAAUGCCGUCCCCAUACCCUGUCCCUUCCGGGGACCCUUCACAUUCACCUACAAUCGAGGCCAUGGCGAAUGCAGAUCUCCGGUGUCCAGUAUCGAGGCUUGCACAGAAGACAGCAAGCUUCUUCUGAGUUACCAAGCGUGUCCGGAUGUCCAUGGUUCAGAAAGCGCAACUCCCCCAGCGAACAAGUGCCGCUUUCCAUUCUGGAUAUCUAACUACAACCACUGGCACACUCUGGAUUACUCGGCGACUUACAGCUUUCAUCACAGAAACUCCACCCUCAGAAUAACUAAUUCUUCUGGAAUGGACAUGAAGGUUGUUUGUAUUCAACUGAAACAAUCGACGAGAGACGAAAACGUCGUCGUUCUUGUGACACAUUUCACAAUGGGAUG